UGCUUGGGAUUGGAUCUUUUCUAUGUGUGGUGUUUUACGGCGACCCGAGGGCUUACAUUAAAAAAUAUGGAAGAUUAUAUCGGUUACGCGAAGACAUUAAAAAACGACCCAUCAUAAUACACAGCACUAACGCUACGAACAACACAUUUUACUCUGACGAUGAAAUUCGAAAAAUGGAGGAAUGGAAGGAUGUGAAACCAUGUCCAGCUCACCCUUUGCUAGGGUCGAACAGAACUCACAUUUGGGUUGAAAGAGAUAAUUUUCCCUAUUACGAUUUAAGUUCCUCCUCGAGUAUUAUUUGCUGUUAUAAAUCUUUUUACCGCCCUAAAACGGUAGAUGACAUCUCGUCUUUCAAAAUAGAUAAUCGAGUCAAAUAUAACUCCUGUCGUAAUUUUUCUGAUUAUAUUCAAGUUGAAGAUGAAUUUGUCCGAGUGAACUGUAGUCACACUAUUCACGGAAACAAACUAUUCGAAUCUUUUUUUCUAUUUGCGCGUGAAAAGAAAAUUUCAGUCAAACCAAAGACAGAUUUACCGUAUAACAUAUUGAUUCUAGGAAUAGACUCGGUAUCUAGAUUGAAUUUCCAUAGGACUAUGCCCAAAACAGUUACAUUUUUGAACACGUUGGGUGCUAUAGAACUGUUAAGAUAUAAUAAAGUAGGUGACAACACAUUUCCCAAUCUAAUACCACUUUUGCUUGGUAAAAACGUAACAGAGCUGCAGGAAAUGUGUUGGCCCAACAAGAAGCUCACGUUUGACAACUGUCCUUUUAUAUGGGAGCGAUUCCAGCAGGCGGGCUUCGCCACAGCCUACGGAGAGGACCACUCGAAGAUCGGGACGUUCAACUAUAACAGGCGCGGCUUCGCGGGUUCUCCCACCGACUACUAUCUUCGCACCUUCAUGGUCGAAGCUGAAACCUUUGCCAGAACAAACAAUGGAGGAAACUUCACAUUAUGCUUGAAUAACAAAUAUAUCUUCAAAAUUCUUCUGGACUAUGUCGAAGAACUGACUUCAUUGUCCAAAAUAAAUUUAUUCGGAUUUUUUUGGGAAAACAUAAUGACCCAUGAUCAUUUACAUUAUCCGUCGGCGAUGGACGAUGAUUACACAGCGCUGUUUAAGAAGAUGCACAGCUCUGGUUAUUUAAAUAAAAGUAUUGUUUUCUUAAUGAGCGACCAUGGCAUGAGAUGGGGCAAAUUUCGGAAAACAAGGCAGGGAUUUUUGGAGGCGAGGUUACCCUUCGUAUUUGCAUUAAUGCCUCCGUCGUUUCGUAAAAACUUUAGUGAGGCUUAUAAAUAUCUGAAACAGAAUGUUCAUCGCCUAACUACACCAUUUGAUGUGCACGCCACUUUAUUAGACUUAAUUAAUCUGAAGACCAUUGAAAAUGCUAAGAUAAUGUCUCGAAUCAAUGAGGCGUAUUCUAGUCAACGAAGCAUUAGUUUAUUUUUACCAAUUCCGGAGAACAGAACAUGCGAAUCAGCAGCCAUAGAUGCCCACUGGUGCGUUGAUUACGGAAAUGUUAAAGUUGAUUCCAAUAGCCCUGAAGCAAGCGAAGCAGUAGAGUACGCAAUGUGGCAUUUAAAUGGUCUUCUUAAGGACUAUCCGCAGUGUGCUGAGCUCAUUCUUGACAAAGUCUUGCUUGUUACUCGACUGAUAUCCGAAAGUUCCAAAGAGAAAAUUAAGAAAUCAGUUGAGUUGAGUGUCGCGUUCAGUACGAAUCCCGGAGGAGGCGAGUUUGAAGCCACGCUGGGGAGACAAGGAGGUCCCGGCAGCCCCUGGCUUCUGUUAGGCUCCGUAAGCCGAGUAAACGUCUAUAGAAACCAAAGCAACUGCAUCAAAUACCAUGGAGACACUCAGUUAAUGCUUUACUGUUAUUGCAUUUAUUAA
Cydia fagiglandana is the source of this 1880-nucleotide messenger RNA. RefSeq lists its product as uncharacterized. The coding region runs from base 174 to 1880 and encodes 568 amino acids. The transcript has a single exon. NCBI's taxonomy places the organism in Eukaryota, Metazoa, Arthropoda, Insecta, Lepidoptera, Tortricidae. The record is from RefSeq and is a predicted model, not a curated record.